This is a messenger RNA of Nematostella vectensis (starlet sea anemone), 2939 nucleotides long. Its product is annotated as ankyrin repeat, SAM and basic leucine zipper domain-containing protein 1. NCBI's taxonomy places the organism in Eukaryota, Metazoa, Cnidaria, Anthozoa, Actiniaria, Edwardsiidae. Bases 149 to 1828 code for a protein of 559 amino acids. The record is from RefSeq and is a predicted model, not a curated record. The transcript is spliced from 13 exons. Gene Ontology annotation, cellular component: pi-body. Gene Ontology annotation, biological process: piRNA processing. Gene Ontology annotation, molecular function: protein binding.
CUAAUCCACAGGUAGCCCGAGGAAAGCGUGGCGCCAUGUUUGCACUGCCAUGUGAAUGAAUGCAUUGGGGAUAACUCGUAUACUAUGAGCAUUGUGACUAAAAGUUUCGGCCAUAUUUCCUAAGGGAGAGAGUGCUGUCAUUCUCAAGAUGAAUUUUUUACCAGCUGGAGCCGAGGAAAGUUCAGAUGAUGAUGGGUUUAGUUUUAGCUACGAGCCAAGAAGAAACGUUCAAUCUCACAACACAACGAACUCAACUAAAAAGACGACUUCGUAUGGCAUCCCAGCUGGUGCGGAAUCCUCAGACGACGACUUUGAUUGCUUUGGAUCGUUUGCAGAUCGAAAUGUUUCCAAAAACACCACAAGUUAUAAAAACAAUGGUGGUGGUUCAGAGGUAGUGACAUCUGGGAACACUGUGGAAAAGCCGCAGUCAAUGGGCAGAGGGAGGGGAAUGUUGGACAACAGGGGUAGGGGAGGUUUUGGUACCCCAACUCCCCCUCCACAAUCUGGCAGGGGAAGGAAAAGGAACCAAAGGAAAAGUGCAUCUCACAAGCCAUCAGGCCCUAGUCCAGUACAACUUGAAGAUUUUAAAGUAGCAGUUGUAAAAGGAAAUAUUGCGGUAGUACAGAAAUCUAUUGAUGAAGGCAUUCCUGUAGAUGUAGUGCUGAGUUCUGGUUGGACAGCUCUAAUGCAUGCGGCAAACUCUGGCAACACUGAACUGGUAAAGAAUCUCCUGAGCCAAGGCGCUAAUGCAAAUUUCCACAAAGAUAUGUACACAGUCUUGAUGGCUGUGUGCGAUGCUGCACCCAGUGUGGAGGAGGAGAAGGCGUUCCAGUGCUGUGAGUUGCUGCUUGAGAAUGGUGCAAGAACAGGUGUAUAUGACAGGCACCGCAUAACGCCCUUGAUGUAUGCAGCUCGUCAAGGAAGAGUGUCUCUAUGCAAGAAACUAAUAGAAAAGGGUGCACAGGUGGACAAGCAGGACGUCAGGGGGUGGACGGCCUUAUCAUGGGCUGCAUCAGAGGGCCAUGGAAGGCUUGUAAGGGUGCUGCUAGAUUACAAGGCAGACCCUCAGCUCUAUAGUAGUGAUGGCCAAGCGCCUUGUGAUAUUGCCUAUUCUAAAGGGCAUGAUACGAUAGCUGAGAUCCUUGAGGCUGCUUCAUCUGGGGGACUAAGGCUGGCUAGGGUUAACAGAGUAGAGGGGGACAACGAGUCUGUUUGUGAUGAGCUCCAUUUGUUUCUGAGUGGACUUGAGCUUGGGCAUUUAGUACCAAAAUUCAAGGAGCACAAGGUUGUAUUUACAGAUCUACUAAAAAUGACAGAACAUGACCUUAAACAGAUGGGAAUCUCACAGGUUGGGGUACGCAAGAAGCUUCUUGACGCCAUCUGUGAUGUGCACAGCAAAGAAUGGACAACCACUUCGCUACAGCAACAUAAAAAGUUAAUUAGUGCCCCGGAGGUGACAAACGUACUGGCAAACAUCAGCAAGCAUCUGUCGGUUAUCCAUGCUAGUGUCGGCUACGCCCAAAAACAGAUUCAAGCCAUCUCGGAUCCUACUAUGUUUAUAAAGGAUGUUAGCGAGGCGGAGGGACUUGUAUUGUACGCCAGAGAAGCAUCCUCAACCGCUGCAUCUCUACAGCAUGACAUGGCUGCCCUGCAGACACGUGUGAAUGAACUCUCGAUUCAGACAGCGCUUAUAUCCGCGGAUCUGAUAAACCCGAAGUACAGCACAGAAGGCUCACAGAAAUCAAGAUCAAUAAUGGCUCCGCUUUUACUCCUCGGCAUAGCGGGCGCAGCCAUUGCUGGCUUCUGCUACAAGAAAUACGCGACGUGACAAGAGGUAACAUACGGGCUUCGAAGACUUGGUGUCACGUGAGACAGAUUUAUGGAUUGAUUGGUCAGAAUCAGUGAGUGCGCCGAAACACAACACGUGGCUCGCACACGAGGUUGGCUUGAGGACAAUAUUAUGCUCAGCCUUUUCUUUGUUAUCUCGUUCCAAAAGUAUCGGCGAGUCAUAUAUGAUGCAGGCAGCUCCCGAAAUUUUCAUAAGUUGAUUUAUUGUUCUAGUUAUUUACAGACGUCAUGUUUUAAUGUUUUACGGACAUUCCUGGUUAAAGCUUCCUCAGAAAGAGUAAUUUGACAAAUCCUGUUUAUACAUUAUCCAGACAAAUCUCUCUUGCAUUUACGUGGUUCAAUUUCACCGUGUUCUUGGUCAUUUGGUCAAGUAUGUGAGGGCUGGGUGCUCAGGCCGAGGGGAUGAGGUCGUCGAUCGGGCGAUUGCGCUCAAGUCGCAUCUCCAUCUGGAUGAGCAGGCUGACGCCGUCAAUCACCUUCUGCACAAGCUGCACCUAUAGAUACCACACAUGGGAUGAUGACAGGAAGAUCACCUUUUUCAUCGGGGGCACACCCUACUGGUCAUUUCCUUUUAAUUGAGUGACCCACCCCCUGCUACCCGAAGGCCCUGCUACGGCAUGGUGAGGGUGGUAACAAUGGAGGUAACAUCGCCAUCAUAUUAUCAUUGUCGUCAUAACCUUCAACAUUUAUUAACCCCCACCCUCAAUUAACCACCUCCAUCAAUUAGCCUCCUCCAUCAAUUGUCAUGGGCAUAAUACUCAUCAUCACUUAUUAGCUAUCACCGAAAUCAUCUUCAUCAUCAUAAAAGUUCCUAUCAUUUACAUAAUAACAGACAUCACGCUAUCAUCUUCAAGAGUUAUUAUUGUCAUCACCAACAAUACCGCCAACAAACAAAAACAGCUACAUUUGGUGCCGUUAUGACACACUUCAAUCCUACGUGGUCGUACCUCGGAGAAUCCGAGUCUGUCAGAGUUUGAGAUGUCAAAGAUUCCACCCUCGGCCGCUGUAUCCACCCCACCUAUAAUAAGACAUUGCUUUGAGCAUUUUGAAUAGUAGAGCACACGUGAAAUAAAACCCCGCUUAUCACAAAA